This is a messenger RNA of Letharia lupina, 3393 nucleotides long. RefSeq lists its product as uncharacterized. Gene Ontology annotation, biological process: peptidyl-serine dephosphorylation; mitotic cell cycle. Gene Ontology annotation, cellular component: cytosol. Bases 1 to 3393 code for a protein of 1130 amino acids. NCBI's taxonomy places the organism in Eukaryota, Fungi, Ascomycota, Lecanoromycetes, Lecanorales, Parmeliaceae. Gene Ontology annotation, molecular function: protein serine/threonine phosphatase activity. The record is from RefSeq and is a predicted model, not a curated record. The transcript is spliced from 8 exons.
AUGGAUUCGAAGAUGGACGUGGACAUAGGCAAAUUGCCAGAGCCCCACAGACUCUCGCCAGCAACAGAGCCCGCGUCCAUACCAACACUGGAUGGGUGGAUAGAAAGCUUGAUGAAUUGCAAGCAGCUGGCGGAGAACGAUGUGCAGAGACUGUGUGAUAGGGCUCGCGAAGUGCUACAGGACGAGUCAAAUGUCCAACCAGUGAAAUGCCCGGUCACCGUCUGCGGUGACAUACACGGCCAGUUCCACGACCUGAUGGAGCUCUUCAAGAUUGGUGGACCAAAUCCCGACACCAACUAUCUCUUCAUGGGCGAUUACGUUGACCGUGGCUACUACUCCGUCGAGACUGUUACCCUCCUUGUUGCUCUGAAGAUUCGGUUCCCCCAACGUAUCACCAUCCUGCGGGGCAAUCACGAAUCACGUCAAAUCACUCAGGUCUACGGCUUCUAUGAUGAGUGUUUACGAAAGUACGGCAAUGCCAACGUCUGGAAAUACUUCACCGACCUCUUCGACUACCUACCUCUGACCGCUCUAAUCGACAACCAAAUCUUCUGCUUACAUGGAGGCCUCUCGCCAAGCAUCGAUACUUUGGACAACAUCAGAGCCCUGGACAGAAUCCAAGAAGUGCCACAUGAGGGCCCAAUGUGUGAUCUGCUUUGGAGCGACCCUGAUGACAGGUGCGGUUGGGGAAUAAGCCCUAGAGGUGCAGGCUACACUUUCGGACAAGAUAUUUCAGAGGCAUUCAAUCACAACAACGGCUUGACUCUGGUGGCGAGAGCACAUCAACUUGUGAUGGAGGGUUAUAAUUGGAGUCAAGAUAGAAACGUCGUUACUAUCUUCUCAGCGCCGAACUACUGCUAUCGUUGUGGAAACCAGGCUGCAAUAAUGGAGAUUGAUGAGCACCUGAAGUAUACCUUCUUGCAGUUUGACCCAUCUAUCAGCCCAGAUCAGCCGCUGAGCGUUCAAGAGUUCCUCCAUAGUUUGAAGAAGUCGACGCGCCCGUUUCCCACACCCAAACGCUCGGAGGCACCGCAAGACAGUACAUUCACAAGCUGUCAAUUGACCGUUGAUGGCUUUCUCCAUGGUAUGCAAAAGACAGUGACUCCGCCUUAUAAGCCCGUUGAGGCUGGUGAUGCCCCAAAGCUUCAAUCGAUAGCUUCACCAGGCCAUCAAGACUUGCCAUUCGUCUGCUCAGGCCGAGGUCUCUUGGACCCACCCGAGACUAUCCCCGAUCAGUCAGAUGGCGAGCAAGUACUCAGCCCAUCACCAGACACUCAAGGACUAAGAUCUCCCGAACCAAAGGGCUCAGAUGAGAAAGACGCAUCGAUGAAGAUCCCAAAAGUCGUUCGCACGUACGCAAAAAAAACCAAGCCUGUAACGCCGGUAUGGGAUGACAGCUCCGCCUUAUUUCUGACUCAAUAUUCCAUGCACGAGGAAGCUCUGCUCGAUGGACUUCUCGAUGAUGGGUCAUAUACCUCGACAGAACAACUUGCCUCCAGGGAAAUCUUGAAAGAUAAGCCUGGGAGGAAGCACCCCUCAGUAGUCCCCUCGAAGCGCAAACGAAUGCCUACGCAAGACAGUGAGGAGGACCCUAGAGAGAACCACAGUGAGGAUGAUGCGGACGUUGGGAUAAAGGAAAAGGAAAAGAUAAAGAAGAUUAGGCGAAGAAAGCGAAGGGCACCGGUCAACGAACUCGCACUUGUGACAAAAUUUCCGUCUCAUGAAGAAUCUCCGGCACCACCGGCGAAAGCUCCGAAAGCGUACGAUUCCGAUAACGCCAUCGACUUGCUGAAUGAAUAUCUUGAUGGACAAGGCUUUCCUGCGUCCACUUCGCCAAGUUUUGAAAGGGGCCGAAAGUCAAUAACAGCCAACAUAAGGAAGCCAGUGACAAGGAUUCGCCGAGAAAUCACCCUACCACAGCGAGAGAUCCUGGCUCGAGAGGGUUUCAAGUUCCCACCCAUCACACCGAGAGCUACGAAAUCGCCGGGUUGGAGAUUGGGAAGCGGCUUCGAUGGAAUUACACUGGAGUCAUCCACGAACAAAAUACCGCAGACCUCGCGUAAUCGGAAACUUAGACAUGCGAAGACUCCUUGUUUUGUAGGGCGGUCUCUUCCAAAACUUGAAUUGUCGGCUGGAUUGUCACCAACUCGUUACUCUGUUGGUCAGAAGGGCAUCCCAAGGAGGCGGAAAGAUCAAGGCAAUCCUGCUAAAACCAAAGGGUAUGAGCCAGCCAUGAAGCUUGGUACAGCUGAUGGCGCCGUUGAGGAUGGCCUACCUCAUAGCGCAAUCAAGACUAGGGGAAAAGUCUCUUUUGAGAAGGUGGCCGGCUUGACUUUGACCGCUCUACCACGCCCAUCAACAGAGAAUGAUCGGUUCCAAACAGCGUCUCCUUCCCAACGUAACGAUGUCAUCAAGGAUCCUGUUCAACUGCACCAAAGCCCGACCAGGCAUCUAGAUGCUAGCCAGGCAAUCCGAGAGCCAUCAAAUUCAGAGCGCAAAGGCUGGCUAAAGCGCAGAGGGGUCAAUUCUGCUGUCGCUGACGAGGAUGGAGAGGAAGAGCAGCUGUUCGUACAUACUCAAAGAACCUCCGGCAAUGUUAGUGAAACUGGGAAGAGAAAGUGGAGAGCUGACUUGGAUACAAACCUUGAAGAUACCGCGCAAGCACAGCAUGUCGUGCACAAUAACUCGCAGGCUUUUAAUGAAGAAGGCAAUCAGAUCCCACCAAACCCUGAACGACCUGGCAACAGUGGACAGCAAGAUAUGUUUCAAGGCGAGCAGAGCGCCGAACGGCAUCGGUGUCGAGCUUUGCAUGAUAUAGAAAGACAACCUCUCAAUUCAGAAGAGGAGACUCUUGGCCAUCAAAGCUCCAGGUGUCCUCCAGAACCACCAUCGUCUUCGAAGUCCGAAGCUGACUUUCCAAACUCGCCAUUACACGCCAAAGACCUGUCAAUGCCAAAAGCAAGGCCCCAUAUCGAGGUUCUAAGGACCUCUGAGGUUCCAGAGACACAAGAGAGACCCCAAGAGUCUAUAGAAUUUGAUCAUACGGGGAUCGAAUUCUUGGACCUGGGCCGACACCCAUACCACAUACCAGAAGUGACUCACGACUCCGGCAAGUAUUUCUCGAAAGCUGUUCAGCAACUCGAGUCCCCGGAAGAGGUACCACACACCAUUACGCGGCGCAAGUCACGUCGAGAGCCGGAACCAGGUGUGACAGGAACGCGGGUGAUGUUUGGAACGCGAACAGGGGCACAUCACGUCAAUGUGGCUCCCAUCACUGGCGAAGAGGGAUCUCGGAAGCAGGAAGGAAGUUUGGAGUUGGGUGUGACGUCGAGGCUGAAGAGGACGAUGUCUAAUGUGUCAUUAAGACCGCCAUUCAAAGAGGCUUUGCGAUGA